Molecule: messenger RNA, 4858 nt
Organism: Ornithodoros turicata
Lineage: Eukaryota; Metazoa; Arthropoda; Arachnida; Ixodida; Argasidae
Exons: 20
Coding region: 115-4527 (1470 amino acids)
Biological process (GO): siRNA processing
Cellular component (GO): nuclear RNA-directed RNA polymerase complex
Molecular function (GO): RNA-directed RNA polymerase activity
Source: RefSeq, a predicted model, not a curated record
GAUUCUGGGUAAACCACUUACUCACACAUACAUGGUGUUGUUCUAUGGAAUUACGUCUUUAUACUUCCAUUCUGCCGUCCACCCCGGGUCCAGUGCUCCAGCAUCCUGCAGUCCAUGACUAGUAGCAGUGGCCACGCAGAUGGAAGACAACGUACUAAGCAGCUUCGCCUUUCUGCCUUCUGGACCCACGACAACGAUGAAACUGAUGAGCAGCAUCUUGAAGCACUCCGUAGCUUCUUCGAAUCGCGUAAUGGGACGGAAGAGUUGCAGAUGGUUGAAGAGGUGGAAAUAUUGGACGUGGGAGUCUGCUCCAAGACAAAACAUUUUGAAGAGGCUAUGCUAAAGGCUGAGGUAGUAGUGACACUGCUUCAGGAUAACACGCAUGCAGGACCUGGUCUGAGGAGGAGGAGGAAAAAGAAAGAGGAGGAGCUAGAUUAUGCUCUGAUUGGACGCUUGUGGUGUGAAGACAACAAUCCACAGGGGCUACUGCAGUGGCUGCAGCCAAAUCGCAGUGAAGGUUUCUGGCGGGGUGGGAUACGCUUUGAGCGUAAUGUACAUCUUGCAGUGCUAGGAUUUGGGACGCUUAGUGGUCUGACCACAUUUGCCCUGCGUCACCUUCUUGGGCCAUCCAGUUCUCUACAGUUUUCCCAAUAUUGUGAAUUCAAGCACGAUGAGCGCCUUCUGCACAUCUACCUUGAAACGAAGCAUGCUGUGGGAUGUGUCAACUCCAAAAACACCCUCUAUAGGCUGGUAGUGCACUAUCACCAAAUUCUUCGUGUGUUGGUGAAAGACAGCACGAGGACAGGACAACGGACAGACAUAUUGUUGCAGCUUCAGAGUAUGCCGUUGUUGUACCAAAGGGCAAAUGGUUUGGAGCCCGCGAGAUCAUCUGUUCACGGAAUUGAGCCUGCCUUAAUAGAUGUCGAACAACAGACAUAUGAAAGGACAUUAACUUUGGGGUGCGAGUGUAGCAGCAUUCUGUAUGCAAAGGAGCUGUCAGGGUGCUCUACCUUGUGCUUGGGCAUCCAGGAUAAGUUCAAGGCCAGGCACAUACUAGGACGCCUCAAUAAACGCUGUGACUGUGCACUUGGGUUUUAUUAUGUUCCGCUCAGAGUUGUUGACCUAGGACAGAGCAUUGUUCUUGCUGCUAACAGGCUGAAGGAAGUUGCCCUUCGCUUCCACUUCCCUAUCUGCUAUGCAAUGCAUGCAGUGCUGUUUCAAGGUGAUGACCUGCCAGCACAGUUUGCUCUGUUAAAUACUGACCAGCAGGAAGACUUCAUCAAUAACAUACGCCAAAUGGCUGUCAUGAACCCAUCUGCCUUCGAAAGAGCUCUUUUUGAGCUGCGCCUUGCCAUUGAAGGGAGGAGUGUUUUGUGCAUGGAAUCAGCUUUAAGAAGGGCUUUUGCAUCAUCACUAAUGCAUCAGUCACCAAAGGUCCCACCGGGUGCCUGCCUUGUGCGGCGCGUUUUAAAGAUGCCUUCACGAAUUGUCCUUCUUCCCCCACAAGUGCAUUCAGAGAAUCGUGUCCUUCGAGAAUAUGAUCCAGAGUAUGCCUUAAGGGUAGCCUUCCGGGAUGACAAUUUGCAACGAAUUUCCUUCACCAUAAUGUUCCAUAGUGAAAAGGAAGCUUUUCUGCGACAGGUAGUUGGACAGUUCCUGUCAGAUGGAAUGAGCAUUGGGAGUCGAGAUUUUCGCUUUCUUGCGGCAUCGUCUAGCCAGCUACGGGAACACGGAGUGUGGAUGUAUGCCACGGACACCAAGGGGAACAGUGUCCACUCGAUCCGCAACUGGAUGGGUGAUUUCAGCUCCGUGAAAGGAGUAGCAAAACGCAUGGCAAGAAUGGGUCAGUGCUUUUCUUCAACAGAAGAAACAGUGUCCGUGCCCAUGGAUAGCAACCAGGUGAAACGCGUGCCAGACAUAAAACUGGGAAUGCAUCCAGUCCUCCGUACCCGAUAUGUGUUCUCUGAUGGGAUUGGGGCCAUUUCACCCCUGCUACUUGAACAGGUAUGCAAGAAACUUGGGCUUCAAAAGACACCAUCUGCCAUUCAGAUUCGUUACGCGGGCUACAAGGGGAUGCUGUGCAUUAAUUCUGCACUCAAGGGUCUGUGCAUGACUCUACGUCCCAGUAUGUGCAAGUUUGAGUGUCCCAGCUCUAAUAAGCUGGAAGUGAUCAAGACUUCGGCCCCACGUCCCGUAUGCCUGAAUCGGCAGCUGAUCACCAUACUGGAACAGCUAGGUGUGAGCUCUCGAGUAUUUCUGCAGCUCCAGCAGAACACAGUUCUGAACGUAACAGAUGCUCUAGCAAGUGAGACGAAGGCCUUGGAGGUGUUGUCGUCGAGCUUUAAUUCUUCUGGACCAAGUCGUCUUAAGGAGUUGAUGCCACUUAAGAAGCUCCAUAAGGCAGGGGGGUUGUGCCUUUCCCAUGACCCAUUCUUUCGAUCUCUGUUGUUUGCCGUCUACCGUGACGCGGUUGAUGGCCUGCGCAGUAAAAGUCGCAUAGCUGUACCUCCAAACAAAGGGCGCAACAUGCUCGGAGUUCUCGACGAGACAGAGAAAUUGGCCUAUGGACAAGUCUUUGUACAGUACACAGAGCUGUACAAUGAGGAUGAACCUUGUCAAACCAGCAUUCUCACAGGGACAGUACUGGUGACUAAAUGCCCUUGCUUGCAUCCAGGGGAUGUCAGGAAGUUCACUGCAGUUGAUGUCCCGGAGCUCCAUGCCAUCCGAGACUGCAUUGUGUUCCCUUCCAAAGGCGACAGGCCUCAUCCCAAUGAAAUGGCUGGAUCUGACCUGGAUGGUGAUGAGUACAUAGUGAUUUGGGAAGAAGACUUGUUCUUUCCUGGCCCCAACAAGGAACCAAUGGUUUAUGACGAUGAAGAGUCCAAGCCGCACUGCACUUCUGUUACGGAGAAUGACAUGAUACAGUUCAUAUGUGACUACAUCAAGCACGACAGUGUUGGGGUCAUCUCAAAUGCUCACUUGGCCUGGGCAGAUGAUGUAAAUCAUGGCAUCUUCUCUCGUGUAUGCCUUAAUCUGGCUAAAAAAGUUUCAAAAAGUCUGGAUUUUGCAAAAUCUGGGAUGGAUGCACCAUACCUGGACAGGAACGAGAAACCUAGCCGCUACCCAGACUUCAUGGAAAAAGGAGGCUCCAAGAACACAUACCGUUCCCAGAGGGUCCUCGGACAGUUGUAUCGUGUUGGCCGUUCCCUUGAAGCAGUGGUCAGCACCAGUUGUGAGGCAUGCUCUGACUACAGCAAGCAGUCAGUCCUUUUUGAACUCCCUGGCUGGACAAAAUACAAAAAAUUUGCUGAACAAGGUCUGGAGCAAUACAGAACACGAAUGGAAGCAAUUUUGGGGCAGUUUGGAAUCCAGAGUGAGGGAGAGGUAGUCACUGGUGUUAUUCAUUCAGCUCCUCACCUUUACAGGGGUAACAAGGAAAAAAUGAACAUGGAGUUACUGGUGGACAAGCAAUAUCGUUCCCUAGUGGAAAGAACACAAAGGGAGUUCUUUGAUAAAGUGGAGAGUGAAUGCCUGAGCCUUGGUGUUAAGGGGCAGGCAUUAGAACGGACAGUUACCCUUCAAGUGGCAUCUGCCUAUUACAUGGUGACCUACAUGGCUUCCCCUGAGGAUGGACGACGGUUCCAACGAAGGCUCUUCGGCUUUCCCUGGUGUCUGUCAGAUGUCAUGCUGCAGCUCCUUAUUGAACGCAGAAACACUGGAAGCUUUACAACGCCACUGGAUGUCCCGCUUAACAUGAUAAUUGCCAAAAUCAACGGCGAAGUUAAGAGUGAAAGCGGUCAGAGUGCUGAAGAACUCGCUCGCACAGUGGUGGUCAAUUGGGCAGAGAAAGAGGAGCUGCUGGGAUCCAAAACCAAGGGAUUUUGCCCCGUGUGCCCCAGCUGCUUGGAUGCUGUUUUCACUCAUUUUUACAACCAGCAUCUUUUGCUUGCAAAUGGACACUCUGAAGAGGCAUACGCAAAAGACAGUGCCAAUGAUUACCAGUUCUUUGAAGGAGAUCUCACAUCUGUGGGGAGCCUCGUUGUUGGCUUUCUACGCCGUAUAGGAAGCGAAUUCAGUGCCAUUACCAAGUGUGUGGAUUGCAGUGUGGGAAUUGGAGGACAACACGCCCACGUACUGAUGCUGGCUGCUCUGCGCACUUACUCUAUGCUUGCCCUGUCCUGCGAUCCUUGCCACCUUGGACUUCCAUGUGACAAAGAGCAGCAUGAACCAUAUCAAGAGAUACAAGAAGGCAAUCCGGUGCGCCUCCUUGUAGAGAGUGCGACAUUGCUGAACAAGCUACGUGAAGAGCAUGAGGAGGUGCAAGAUCUUCUUGCCAAAUGGUCAGGUGUACACGAAGUUCACAUCAGGGGCAACAGAGACUUCCGUAAGCGGACGUACAUCCUGGUGUCUGCCACAGGACGUGACUGGCAGAGGUGGUUAUUGGAAGAACUUCUCCUGCAGCCAUGGCUCCCAGAUGCUAUUAGCUCUGGGAAUCUGCACCCUUAUAUCAAUCGUUUCAGGUCAUAGUCAACCUGCUGGUGAUUGGACAGUUCAGUUCAGUUCAUUGCAGUGUUGCUGUGUAAAUAGUGCUAGUUUUGUAUGUUGUAAAGGAUACUGAAAAUGCUGAAUUUCUUUAGACAAACUAAAGGCUGUUCUGAAGUCCCAUACUUAAUCCUAAUGUGAUUGUUUUGUUUGGUAUUAAAUUUAUAUGCCAGUAAAAAGGUUUUGUAAUGUUGUUCAAUUUUAAACUUUUCUCUACUUUAGCCUGAUCUUAAGCUUUGUUUUAACUGAUUUUAAGGUGUCUUGAAUUUUAUACAUUUAUUGUCGUAAAGCAUAUUAAAACAAUGUAUUGCUGUUC